AUGGCUACCAAACGAAUUACACAAGAAACUUUUGACGCCGUAGUCAAGGAAAAUAUAGAUGAUUUCGAGAUGGAUGCGGAAGAGGCUGUAGAGGAUGCUAUUAAACAGUUUGAAUCUCAAGGAGUCAAUUUAAGUAAUAUUAUUAAACAAGCAGCAACAGCAUCCGAUGAUCAACAAUCUGGAUCUGAAGCUCGUCAUCCUAUUUUAACUGCACUACAACGUAUACAAGAUAGCUUAAAUAAUCAACUGCAAGAAAAGAAUGAUGAAAAAUUGCAAGAUGCUUGCAAAUUAUUUCAAGAGCAAUCAUGCCAAGGGGCUGCUUAUCGAAAUGUUGCCGCAGCUAACGGCGCUUAUUCGAUCAUGUAUAAACUUUGCCAAAGUGUAAUCAACAAUCCUUCCAGCCUUUCGAUAGCCUUGCGUACCAUGGCUUCACUUAUCGAUGGCCAACCAGAUUUAAUGGAUAAUGUUGGCAUUCAAUUAAUUAUGGAAAUUUUAAAGAUGCACUUCAAUGAUUCGUUAAUACAGCAAACCGGAAUCAACGUUGUUCGCCUUGCGUGUAUUAUGCAUGAAAGCAAUCGUCAAAAAUUUGUUAGCUGUGACUUAAUUGAACACUUAAUUUCGGUUUUACGUCAUUUUACGGCUCAAAUUGCUGUCAUUAAAGAAGCAUGUUCAACACUCCGUACGUUAACUUUAGAUGACGAUAUAAGAGUGCCCUUUGGCAAGGCUCACGAACAUGCUAAAAUGAUAGCUAGUGAAUGUAAUGGUCUUGAACUCUUAAUCGAAGUCAUUAAGUUACAUUACCAAGAUACAACCAUCUAUUGUGAAAUUUGCUCUACAAUUGCUAAAUUAGCGGUUAGGAAUGAAUAUUGCCAACAAGUUGUUGAUUUAGGCGGAUUAAAAUUGGUAACACAAGCCCUAGCAGAAAGAAUGGAUGAAUCGAUGAUUGCCGCAAGAUCAUGUUUUCUACUUCGUGCAAUCUCUGGCAAUGACGAUGUCAAGAUCGCAAUAGUAAAUUCUAGCUGCGUAUCGUUAAUAAUAGCCGCUAUGGAUAGGCAUCCUAAACAUAUGCAUAUUGCAGAGCAAGCCUGUGCAGUUUUCGCAUCACUUGCAUUGAGACAUCCGCAACACUGUGCAGAGAUUAUAUCAUGUGGUGGUGCUGAUUUCAUUUUAAAAGCUAUGAAAAUUCAUGAAGAUGUAGAAAGCGUACAGAAACAAGGAUGCUUAGCUAUUCGUAACAUAGUGGCAAGAUCUAGGGAAUAUUGCAAUACUUUUCUAGAAGCUGGAGCUGAAGCCAUUAUCCGACAAGCCAGACGAAAGCAUAAAAGUUGUGACGAUGAGGCGAAAGCGGCAUUGCGAGAUUUAGAAUGUGCGGUACAAUUAAAGGAAUUAUGGACUGGAUUGCCAACUAAUGGAUAA
Messenger RNA from Trichoplax adhaerens, 1416 nucleotides. RefSeq lists its product as uncharacterized. NCBI's taxonomy places the organism in Eukaryota, Metazoa, Placozoa, Uniplacotomia, Trichoplacea, Trichoplacidae. Bases 1 to 1416 code for a protein of 471 amino acids. The record is from RefSeq and is a predicted model, not a curated record. Gene Ontology annotation, molecular function: protein binding. The transcript is spliced from 3 exons.